AUGGAAAGCUCUCGUGAUAUUACAGUUGCGUCGAGUAACAAUGGCGCAGAUGACAUCAUUGAGGAAACUUAUCCAUGCGCUGAUGCCGAUUCAGGGUCUAUCAGAAACCGUAUCGCCUGUAAGACAGGUCAUAUACUGAAUAACCUUACGUCGAGCGUGUGGUAUAGCUAUGCAUUGCUCUAUUUUCAACACGUUGCUGGUUUGUCCGCCGUCAGCGUUGGCAUCAUUUUCUUCAUUUCUCAAACACUAAUGGCAGGAAGUUCGCUUUUGAUUACUUUGAGCCGCGAGAAACGCUUAUGGAAGUAUUUUUCCCCGUAUGGAAAACGAAAAGCAUGGCAUAUUAUUGGAUCAGCCGGUGUGUUGUUCUCGUGGCCUUUCAUCUUUAUACCGUGCUUGUUUUGUGAAAAUAAUAGCUCGCAUGUUACGUUAGGGGCUUACUAUCUGCUAUCUGUGGCUUUAUUUUCGAUCUCUUGGCCACUUGCUGAAGACAGUUACUAUUCACUUAUGACUGAAAUACGAGAGGAAAACGGCAAAGAUACCGAAGCGUCAAGGUAUGUUGGUGACAAAUUCUCGGGUUUAUGAACAUAAUUUUUCAUAAUAAGCAUCUCAAACAGCACGCAUUGUUGAAAUUAUACAUACUACUUUUCAUCGGCCCUAAUUUGAGAGACAAAUUCAAAUCUUAUCCAUCUUAAAGCCUCAUGAAUCAAGUAAAGUAUUGUAAUUCCUAUGGUGGCAUGCCAAAACAUUCUUGUCUAGCUUUCCUAAUAUUUUUUUCUCGGAAAAAUCUAAGAGCUUUGUUUUGAAAAAUGUGAUUACUGAUCAUUCAGCAUCCCAUAAUUGACACAGUUUCAAUAAACAGCUGGAGCUCAUGGAUGUCACCCGGUGACAUCUCAAAGACUUAUUCUUUAUGAACUAUUUUACAAAGUCGGACAAACUUCAACAGUUUUCCAUGCGAAGAGAUCUUUUUUGCGCAUGUUCCAUUCAAGCCGCUUGUCUAUGCUAAAAACGAGAAGUUGUCAUCGAAAAACGGAGGUUUUUGAAAACGAUGAUGUGACUGCUUGGUGAAUCUUGGGGCGGGAAAAUAGGGCCUCUAUUAUGCACUCCCUCUGUGAUGAAUCUAGGUGUUUCUGCCACCAGUGAUCGUUGUAGUGUGGACAAAGAACAUAACAUAUACUUUCUAGUGUGGACGGAAUACUUUAAUUGCAUUUUGAGAGAGAGCCCGCUUUUUUAAACUUUAUCUGGCGUAGCGUUGAAGGGACUUUCCCGUUUCAAAUUCCUGUAAACCCACUUCAUUUAGACUGUCAUGGAUUUAAAUUGCAUUUUCAUAGAUCCAUUGUCCGCGUUUGCAAGGUGUGUCUCUAUAUCUUACUGUGGAUUCUGCUUCAAGAGAGUACGGAAAGUAAAAUGAAUUCAAAUGUUAGCGAGCAAUUUACGGUAAGUAUUACCCUUAAAACUAAAGUAGAAUUUAGAUUAAGGCUUUAUCAGUGAAACGUUAUGAGGUUAUGAGAUUUACAGGAUGAUAAGAAUUUUAUUCACUAAGUGGCUUCAAGAAAACUUUUUUUGAUAUGAAUCAUGAUCAUUUUAUUCUUUAGCGUUUUGCGAUCAUUCUACUUCCAGUUGGAUUUCUAUUCGUCUUCGCUUUCCAUUUAACGGUGCUAGAGCCCAGACCUCAGACAGAUGAAAGAAAGCUUGAUGAAGGUACUUGCACUUUACCUACUGAAACUCUCGCUGGGGGUCUGGAGCACAGAAUGUACCGGUUUACAGGCCCUCAACGCACACACCUGGACAUACCAAUUAUAUUGUUAUUCCCUCUGAGUGGGAGGCUAACCUUUGCCACUCCCCCUCCCCCUAAAAUUUCAUAGUUUACCAAAUAUAGCCUUUAAAUAUUCGUGGUUUACGAAAGACUCUAUGAAAAUCUCAUCCAGUGCCGAACAGUCAAUACAUUUUGGAAAGGGGGCUAGUAAUUUUACGGAAGAUUCAUGUAAACGUGAUUACACCAAUAAUAUUUUUGACGCUGAGUUUUACACUGAAAGAAUUUUUGCGAACUUUCAUUCUUAGUGAGAGUUGCACAAAAUUUUUUUGUGCGCAAAGAGCAUUGGGUAAUAAUAACUGUUUAAUUGCACCAUUGUAACUCCAUAUACUCAUUAGUUUCCUUAUUUGUUUGUUUUUUUGAUUCGUUUUCGUUUUUUAAUGUAGAGAAAAACUGUGGGAGAUCAACUGCAGACGUAACUUCUCGAACAACGAUAGUGAACCACGAACCGACGGGAAUAAGAGAGGGGCCAAAAUUAACUUGGUUCGAAUGGCUGAAAGAACCUUCGUUAUAUAAGGUAAGUAAAAAUCUGAGAUUUCACUUUACAGUUCACCAGAAGCGUUAUCGUUUAUACCACUUUCCCUCAUGAAAUAUCUAGUCAAUUUAAAGAAUGAAUUCUCUAUCAUCUGGAUCCAUUAAUUCUGUGGUAGAAAUUAAUCUACUAAAGUGUCUCAGACACAAAAAUUUUUGAUCUCAGAAGACAUGAUUAACGAGGUUGAAAUACCAGUUUCCAAAUUCUAUCUUCAUUUUAGCUUUAAUAUACUCAACUUUGCUUAAAAUGCUACAUGUAAUUUUAUCCUGAUUAUUUGUUUUAUUUCAACUUUUAUACGUAUUCACACGAGCACACAAGCUUUGUAAUUUUAUCUUUAUCGCAUUUAAAUAAAGGUUUUAUUCACUUCUUUCACUUACUAAUAAUAUACGGAAGGACGUGGUUAACAUUUCGUUAGCCUUCUUGAUCAAACACGUCAAUACACGGUGUUUUUUCUUUCAUUAGAUUUCCUUUAUUCCAUAAACUAUUCGAUUAUCGUUUUCCUUCUUUCCUUCAUUAUAGGUUGGUUGUAUCGUCGUUUUUUCCAACAUCACAUUUCGGAUCGUUCAGUCAUACCUUCCGCUGUAUGUCGUCGAAACGCUAAACUUACGAAAAGUAAGCAAAAAGUGUCGUAACAGUUAUGUUGUAAAGGCCAUAGAACAAUUUUCAAUUGUAUUGAAAGUGAUCUGGCAUUGCUUUGAUUAGUUUUACGUUAUUUCGUUUUGUAAUCGGUCCAGGAAACUCGUGCCUCUCUCGUAAUUUAUCCAAUUGGAUGCAAAACUAACACCAAUCACGACUUGCAUUGGUCGCCCGGGUUUUUAAAGCGCUUUAGACAGUUUGGUUGUCUUUACUUUGAGUUCUCAUCCGCCCCACAGGGUAUCUUCCUUUUCUCUGAAUGGCUGUUGUAAUUUUGUCUUAACGAAACUCAGUAGAAAAGUUCUUCAAUUUAAACGCACAUUACAUCGUCAUUUGCUGCAUUAUUCUACAAAAUGAAGAUAUUUGUAUAAGUAAUCACAUGACUUCGAGUGCAAUUUGGAAUAAAUAAGCACGAGUAAAUUUGUGGUCUUUGAAAAAAUUUACUCGUGCUUAUUUAUUCCAAAUUACAGGAAAAAAUUAUGUGAUUACGUAUUAAUAAUAUACAUGAAGAAAUACGAGAUAUUAUCAUAAUUAUGCAGAAGCAAAGCGCGCGCAUCAAAUGCAAAAAUAAUUUAUUCAAACCCAACAAGUGACAUUGCGCGUUCGGUCAAAACAACCGCGCACGAUCAAAACAAUAAUAUACAAUGAUAUUUUCACAUCUUCAAGGUGCAAAAAAGUUCAAAGUCAAGCUAAACAGUUCAAGGAAUUGUUCAGUCUGGUUUGUUACUUCUUUGCACCGAAUUAACCCCCUUCUGCAUUGAAUUACCUGAAAACUGCAUUUAUCCUAACCAAUCAGAACUGAGUAAUUUUUUCAUGUAUCUUAUUGAGGACGAAACAUGCGACUGUAGAGUGAGAAAUUAUGAUGUUAUGUUUGCUAUCGAGCUACAAUAGGGGAGUGGAAAAGGAUUCAACUUUACUGGCAGGUGAAGGAGUAGAGAAUUAUAGACCCUGCACCAGCAUUUGAUGAAAAACAACAGGUUUUAUCCGUUGGAGAAUAAAAAAAAUAAUUAGGAAUUCAACCAAGGAAUCUCUCUUUAAGUCCUCUGAUGUAAAUGAAAAUAUAUUUCAGUCAUGUAUUUGCUUCUACCUUUCUUUGUUGUAGGAAUCUGUUGCCUUUUUCCCCCUCAUUAUUGUGAUCAGUCGUAUUGCGACCGAACUAACUUGUAGAAGCUUCACAGAUAGACUUACAAUGACACCGAGGGUAAAUCUUUCUUUGUUCUCAUCACUCGUCUGCUUGAUAUUGUAUUGAUAUUGUAAGGAGAAAUUCUGUCUUGCUCACUCAUGGGAGUUAAAGGGUUGAGCGAAAGCCCUACCAUGACGAGAGCCUACCGGACGAGAGCCUCAUGCCAUUUCGCAUACGGUCACAGCCCGGUUCUCACAUAUUAUAGGGUGUGCCGUGAUGAUUCUGACUUUCAACUAAUCAAUAGUAUCGAGUCGGACUUUUUCUUGCUGAAGAUGGUUAUGUGUACUUCGGGGUCAAUUGAGACUUUAAUUCCGAAUCAGAACAUAUUAAUUCAUAAUUUACGCAGAGCAGCGUAUAUUGAAAGGCAUCGCUAGGAUAAAGGGGGGGAGCUACCAAAGAAACUGCAGGGCUCCGUCGGUGGAGAUAUUUCAAGAUAAUUAAGUUUAUUAACUCAGCUGAUAAUGUAAAUUGGUCGCCAUAGAGAGUCUCUUUAGCAGAUAUUUCGAGCGUUAGCCCUCUGUCAGUACGAGUAGAGGAAUUGUGUGCACUGCGUGUUUUUAUGUGAAGAAAAACGGAGAUAUACUAUCUUGGUCAUGUAUGAAUACUGGAAUAGAAUGACGGCAAAACACGUAGCAAGACAUUUUUUUUUUUAUCGGCGGUUCCGUGACCUCAGUUCCGUUUACUUUCUAUUUUUCCUCACAGGUUAUAAUCUUGUGCACAACUUUUGCAAUAUUUGGUACCAGCAUAUGGUUUUUCCUACAGUCAGCAUCUAGAACCUCUUCUGUUUAUGUGCCCACGAUUAUUUUUGCUGGAAUGUCCUCGCUUAUCACCAUGGUAACGCCGACACUUCAAUAUCACAUCACUGGAAAUAGCAAGGUAAGCGAACCCUUUUAAAUCAAGAUAAAACGGAGACCUCUUUUUUGUCUCAAAAGUUUAAUAGGCUUAAAUUACUCUGUUUAGUCAUACCAGUUUCGUUUUCCAGGCGAAAGAAGAUAUUUCAUUCGAUUAGUUAGAUGAGCAAUUUUUAGAAAUUUCGACAUCACAGAGAGUUGCUUCUGUAUAUUUGUUAGUAAAGAAUCAUUCACUCUUUAUCACUUUGGGAAGGGGGGGAUCACAUGGUUUUCAGGGGGGACGAAGGGAGGGGAUCAGUCGUCACCAACGGAGUUUAAAGGAGGGAUAUAGAAAAUUGACUUCCAAUUAACUGCCAAUGAUGGGGGCCAUAAGAAUAUUACAGAGCCCGGGGGGGGGAAGGUAAAUCUCAUUGUGACAUGACUGAAAUCCUCCAAACCUCCCCCCCCCCCUCUGUCCCUUAGAAACAGUCGCUGAAUUUGAAAGAGAUUCUCUAAAGACGUGAUUAACCACCAAACGAGUAAAAGGAUGGCUUAGUGGAGAAGAUGUAAGGUAUAAAAAAGAUGUUUAAAGAAGUUUAAACGGCGACCUAAAGAAACUGUUAGCUACGAAUUCUAUUUCUUUUCAGGAAGCGGUUACAUUCGUUUCUCUAAUUUUUGAAUGCACGGAGAGGGUUCUUCUUGGAGGGAUUGUGCUCGCAGUCCAAACAUCUUUUCCCGGGAACAAAGACAAGUGAGCAAAUAACAACUUCCCAAAUUAAUUUGGAAAAUUUGUGGAGAGGGCGUAAAUUACAAGAGUGUUGAAGCAGUCCUCAAGUUAGAGAAAAGAAGAACUCGUCACCAGUCUCAUUCCGUCUUGUUUCGUUCUUUUCCAUUCUUUCCCUUCUCUUUGAAUUCUUAAAUAUUUUGUCGGCGUUUUCUCCAUCAUGUUUGGCCAUUUUCCUCCCUUUUUGCGUCACUUCUUCCUUCCUUUCAAUUCAUGACGGCUACAAAUCUGCUGUUUAAAGUGUCGAUAUUUGUUCUUUAUUAGUGCUUUUUGACAAACUUUCACUUUUAAGAUCUCAUUAGUAAUUUUCCUUACUAUCAUCCAUACAAUUCUUACGCAGUUAGUUUGGAGAAUUUAAUAUUGGAUCGACCAAUAAUUCAUAUUUUCAUAUAUUCUCAUCACAUGUCUACUUGAUAUUGUCUUGAUAUUGUAAGGAGAAAUUAUGUCUUGAUCACUCUGGGGAAAUAAAGGGUUAAGGCCUUCUUUAACUUUUUGCAAGUGGAAUUGUCCGAAUAUGUCUAUUUACAAAUCAUAACCCACCAACCACAUUUCAGAACUGAACUUUAAGCCGGAGAUGUAAAGGUUUUCGUGGGUUGCUCCUUGUGUCUAUUUCCGAAAUUUUAUCAUAAUAUGCAAACGAUUAUUUCUUGUAAACCAGAUCAGUCGGUGAAUAUCUGCGCGUUGCCUUCCCAGCAACCUUUGGUUCCUGCAUUUUGGUUCCCCUGCUGAUAGCUACAGCGUCUAUGAGCUCAAAAGACUCCAAUGAAGGUAUGAUGCAAAACCCAACAUGAUGGCGCGCUCUAGACUUUACUCUUGAUGAAGUGUUGUGGGUUUAUGUACAGCAUUAAAUGAUCUAAAUGGCCACCAAACGACCACAAACAAGCGAAACAAAAGCUUUCAGACAUACUACAUGCAAUUGGAGCAAAAACAUAUCUUCCUGCGGAUAUCACGCUAUGGAAACAGCAUAGUAGUGCCAGUAAUGAAUACCUAUAUAAUUGUUAUUUUAACUGUAAAGUAGGUGUGUAAUCUUCAACAAUAUUUUUGAUCUUAAAGGUCCGAUGCUAACUAUUACUGCAGCAAGUCCCCGAGAGGAGAUUGAACCGAUACAUACCAGUCAGCGGUUGGAAAACUGUCUUGAACGUCUUGGUAUGUGAUUUUAACAUAUCACGCUCAUCUCGUUCCCAGAUCUUCCCAGUGAGAUAAAUAGUGAAAUCAUUUCGCUGCUUGGAAAAGCAGUGGCAAAAAUAUACUACAUACCAGCCGUCUUCAUCACAGGUUUCUGCUAUGCAGAAUAUGUGUGAAACGCAUCAUGGCGGGCGCGUGAAAACAAAAUGAUAUCGUUAUUGUGGUGGGAAAUAUCUGGCUUCGUUUUGGCGUAGACGAAAACGAAGACUCAUAGCGCAUUUGACCGAGGCUAAAGCCAACAACAACCAGUUUUACACAAGCGACUUUUUCCUCAUUUUCUUCGCUUUUCUUGUUUUCCUUUAUUUUAUUUUUUCUCAUCUUCUUCCGCGAUCAUAGAUUAAAAGCUUAAAUGAACUUUACUGUUAUUUUCAUUUUCAGUAUGUUCGGAAACAUCAACUCCACCCGUGUACAUCGAACGUGGCGAAAGGAGGCGAAACAGUGCGGAGAUACAAAGUUAGCUGGUUGAUAACAAGCAUCUGUUCCAAAUUACAAACUGUUUACAGUGAAUUGACUCUUACGUUAAUAUUUUUCUUUCUUAAAGGUUCCUUGUCAACGGCUCUCCCGUCAGAUGUCGAACCUGAAGCAGAAGCAAGGUCUCCUGAACAGCGGGAUCGAGGUUUGUACUUGUUAGAAAUGGGGUGUCGCAUUUCAAGGUCAUUUUGUGGUGUUGUUGGGGAAGAAACGAUCCUCACGCAUCACCUUUCUCCGCCCAGGAGUAAAAAUGGGAACCUGAGAAACUUAAUGAAAUACAGAGGGAGCCUGUAAAGGAAUAUAAUUUUAUUCAGAAGCAGAGGCAACAAUAUGGUCACUUUGCGGUUUAGUCUCGCAAACAGACGUUACCUCUCACUUAGAUUGGCAAAUCUAGGACCUUUCCUCCUUCGAUAUAAAACUGUCAUCUACACCCCCCUCCCCCCUAAGAAUAUAAAACUGUUGUAUACACCCCCUUCCCCCUCUCCCCCUUCCCUUCCCUUCCUCACUAGACCUUUGCUUCUCUAAUUUUUCUCAAUAUACUUUAAAGGUGGUAAAAACUGUGUAACUUCGAGAAUUUGCACCUAAAUAUUCUGUUUGGUCAUACUUUUAUGUGUGAGUUUCACAAUGUCUCUUUCUUUUCUUCCUUUGACAGAUAUCGAGGAAGUCAAGCGAGCAUUAGACGAGCUUCAUCGACUUCCUUCCACUGAUUUGUAG
Pocillopora meandrina is the source of this 8142-nucleotide messenger RNA. The record is from the annotation of a GenBank genome assembly. NCBI's taxonomy places the organism in Eukaryota, Metazoa, Cnidaria, Anthozoa, Scleractinia, Pocilloporidae.